CUGCGAUUGCUCCAUCAACGUCCUCCAGCCUCCCCUCGUCGCCAUGACUGACAUCCCCAACGUCUUUCCCCCAUCUAAGCUGGGGGAGUACACCGUCACCAAAGACAUCGCAGAGGGCACCUUUGGAAAGGUCAAAAUGGCAACGCACACGAUCACAGGGCACAAGGUAGCGAUGAAGUACAUCUCAAAGGCCGUCAUACAACGAGAAAAGACCAAGACCCGUGUACGCCGUGAGUUUGAGUACAUGCGCACGCUUCGACACCCGCACAUCAUCAAACUAUACGAAGUCAUAUCAACACCUACAGACAUCAUCUUCGUCCUCGAAUACGCAGGCGGCGAACUAUUCAACUACAUCGUCGCCCACGGUCGCAUGCCAGAACCGCGUGCACGCCGGUUCUUCCAGCAGAUCAUCUCAGGCAUUGAAUACUCUCACAGACUCAAGAUCGUACACAGAGAUCUAAAGCCUGAAAAUGUCCUACUAGAUGACGAUCUCAACGUCAAAAUCGCUGACUUUGGGCUGUCGAAUGAGAUCAGCGACGGAGACUUUCUUACCACCUCUUGUGGAAGCCCGAAUUACGCCGCGCCAGAGGUGAUUCGUGGUGGGAUCUAUGCGGGCCCGGAAAUUGACGUGUGGAGCUCCGGCGUUAUUCUUUAUGUGAUGUUAUGUGGGCGCCUACCGUUCGAGGACGACGAUGUGCAGAUCCUCUUCUCAAAAAUCAGCCAGGGCAACUUCCACAUUCCAUCGUUCCUCUCACCUGAUGCAAGGAACUUGAUCGUACAAAUGUUGGCUGUGGAUCCAGUCAAGCGGAUCACAAUCCCUGACAUCGUUGCUCAUCCCUUCUUCACCACCGACCUGCCGCGAUACCUGAUGCCGCUUCCGCCGCCCCCAGGCCCGGUACUUGGCAGUCUGAGCUCACUCGUCGCACCGCCCAGGGUCUUGGACUUUGAGAUCAUCGAAGGACUAGGGAAGAUCGAGGAAGACGUCGUGGAGGAGCUGGCGAAUCGGAUGGAAGGUGUCACGAAGGAUGACGUUUGGGAGUGCUUGCGAAGGGACGACGGCGUUCAAGGCAACGCGGUAAAAGUCGCGUACAUGCUCCUAAGAGACAAGCGUCGUCUUGGGAAAGAUUCUGUCGCCCCUCUAACCCCUUCACAGCCAAGGAACGUCGUUUCCCCCUCCGUCCUAUCUCCAGGAGGAGACGUUGAAGCAAACCCAUUCGAACUGGAGUUCAACGCCGAAUACGACGAAGACGAAGGCGAGGACGACGAGCUUGACUUCACCUCCCCGGCCCUCCCAGAAAACGAAGUAAACACCUUCGCAGUCCUCAAUUCCUCCCUCCCGGAGCAGCUCCCAGAGCAACACCACCUCGCCUCCUACCUCACCUCCAAAAAGGCAGGCAGCAGCAAAGAGAAAAAGCAGCACAAAACGAAAUGGCAUUUUGGGAUUCGGAGCAGGAGCCCCCCUAUGGAAGUCAUGCUGGAGAUCUACCGGACACUCAAGACGCUAGGCAUGGAAUGGAAGGAGAAGAAGAAUCUAGGCGGAUUGGGUGGUGUGAGGGCACGAAGAGGCGUGGGUGGUGGGAUCGAGCGCGCAAAAGAGCUGGAUGGGGACGGGUCGGUGGAUUUGAAAGCAGCAGCUGGGAUAUACUUUGUCGAAACUCGGGCAAGGGUACAAGACGUCGUCGUGUUGAUGAACCUCCAGCUCUACAUGGUCGACUCGAUCAACUACCUCGUGGAUUUUCAUCAUCGGAAAUCGUAUCGCGCCAGUACGGAUCCUGCGGCGGGCAAGUUUGAUAUGGCGGUUCCUGACCCGAAUUUCGCGGAGACGAUGAGUGAGAGUUCGAGUGGACGGUCGGUCAAGGAGAAGGAUGGGACGGUGGUCGUUAAGGAGGAUGAGGUGGUGUCGCCGUUUGUGUUCAUGGAUGUUGCGUGUCGGUUGAUCUUGGAGUUGGCGGGUGGGGGGGAGUAG
Messenger RNA from Laccaria bicolor S238N-H82, 1966 nucleotides. RefSeq names its product snf 1. Gene Ontology annotation, molecular function: ATP binding; protein serine/threonine kinase activity. The transcript has 5 exons. Lineage: Eukaryota; Fungi; Basidiomycota; Agaricomycetes; Agaricales; Hydnangiaceae. Gene Ontology annotation, cellular component: cytoplasm. Gene Ontology annotation, biological process: intracellular signal transduction; protein phosphorylation. The coding region runs from base 44 to 1966 and encodes 640 amino acids. The record is from RefSeq and is a predicted model, not a curated record.